UCAUUGGUCCCAUGCCAUGUCCCCUCACUAGCCCUUUGAUGUGAUCUUAUAUUUUUGAAAAAUUUCUUCCACUUCUAUUCUAUUGUGUCUAUUUGUCUUCUCUUCCACCAAAAUUUCCCUUUCACACUUGAGAAAAAGAAAUACUAAAUGAUUUAAUUUAUCAUCAUCAGUAGCAUCAAACAUGUCCAACAAGGGAAAGGAGGUAGCAGAAGGAUCAUCAAGAGGUGAUGAUCCUCAUCACCACCAUCAUCAGCAGUUACCACUGAGUCGCUAUGAGUCUCAGAAGAGAAGGGAUUGGAACACUUUUGGACAGUACUUGAGGAAUCAGAGGCCUCCUGUGGCACUUUCCCAGUGCAGUUCCAACCAUGUUCUUGAGUUUCUUCGUUACUUGGAUCAGUUUGGGAAGACCAAAGUGCACUUGCAAGGGUGUUUGUUCUUUGGCCAAAGUGAGCCACCUGGACCCUGCACUUGCCCUCUCAGACAAGCUUGGGGGAGCCUUGAUGCACUCAUUGGAAGGUUGAGAGCUGCAUAUGAGGAAAAUGGAGGCCUUCCUGAGACCAACCCCUUUGCAAGUGGUGCCAUAAGAGUCUACCUUCGUGAGGUUAGGGAUUCUCAGGCUAAGGCUAGAGGAAUCCCUUAUAAGAAGAAAAAGAAGAAGAGGAGUAUCAUCAAGCCUAACGGGGACACCUCCUCAAACUUGCCUAUGCAGUAACCAAAUCAAAGUUUUAUAUAUAUAAUUACCCUUCAUGAGUAUGUGAUCCCUUUCCUGAAUCUGCUGCUAGGAGUUGGAUAACUUCAGCUACGCAGUCUUGGAAUUCAGAUUAUAAUCGAUUAUCUACACAUAUCCCAGGGUCAGCUAUAACCCUUCCGUACGUGGUCUUUAUGUGUCAAGGAGUGUAUUUUGUUAUUUCGAAUGAGAGUUUAGAAUGGAGUUGACGAAGAGUUUAACAUUGGGGUAAGUCCCUGUAUUGUAUUCACUUAUAUAUAUCUAUAUAUCAAGCAUAUAUAGUCAUGAAAAUAAUCUUGAAUUUUCUCCCAAGCAGUGUGUGUAUGAUAUUGCAUGCUAUUGGUAUAUAUAUACCUUUGAUUCUCAGGGAUGUUUGG
Cajanus cajan (pigeon pea) is the source of this 1104-nucleotide messenger RNA. RefSeq names its product protein LIGHT-DEPENDENT SHORT HYPOCOTYLS 10. Gene Ontology annotation, cellular component: nucleus. Gene Ontology annotation, biological process: response to light stimulus; mRNA transcription. The record is from RefSeq and is a predicted model, not a curated record. Lineage: Eukaryota; Viridiplantae; Streptophyta; Magnoliopsida; Fabales; Fabaceae.